Hippopotamus amphibius kiboko is the source of this 4522-nucleotide messenger RNA. RefSeq names its product interleukin 12 receptor subunit beta 1 (gene IL12RB1). Gene Ontology annotation, molecular function: cytokine receptor activity; protein binding. The record is from RefSeq and is a predicted model, not a curated record. The transcript has 17 exons. Gene Ontology annotation, cellular component: external side of plasma membrane; membrane. The coding region runs from base 304 to 2664 and encodes 786 amino acids. Gene Ontology annotation, biological process: cytokine-mediated signaling pathway; immunoglobulin mediated immune response. NCBI's taxonomy places the organism in Eukaryota, Metazoa, Chordata, Mammalia, Artiodactyla, Hippopotamidae.
GGCUAGGGUGGACAUGUGACCCAGAGUCUUUCAUCCAUCUCAGCCAGUGUGAUUGGUCAAGAUGGAGAUGUGACUCAAGCUCAGCCAAUCAGAGUAUUCCCUGGCACUUUGGCUGGAAACCUGAAGAACGAGAGGUUCCCUGUACCAGAGGUGCUCGGGCUGGACAGCUGGGGAGCUGCUGGAGGGGAAGCCACCAGAGAGGUCUCAAAUACCCAUGAUCUAUCUGGAGAUCUCCUUCCCAGAACUCCUUCCCAAAUGACCUCUUCAAUGGCAACAUGGAGCAUUUAUUUACUGACUGACUGAAUGCAAUUUUUCCAUGGAGCGGGUAGCUGGGGCCUCGCUGGCAGCAUGGAUCUCGUCCUCUUCAAGGACUGGAUGGGGCAACGGGUGGCCAGGCUGGUCCCCCUCCUUCUCCUUCUGCUCCCCAGGCAGGGCGCUGAAGCCUGCGGUACCAGUGGGUGCUGUUUUCAGGACCCACCAUAUCCAGAUGCAGACUCAGGCUCAGCUUCGGGGCCCCGGGACCUGAACUGCUACCGGAUAUUCAGUAGCGCUGGUUAUGAAUGUUCCUGGGAGUAUGAGGGCCCCGCAGCCGGGGUCAGCCACUUCCUGAGAUGCUGCCUCAAGCCUGGGCGCUGUUGCUACUUUGCCACAGGCUCGGCCACCAAGCUGCAGUUCUCCGACCAGGAUGGCAUAGCCGUGCUCCACACUGUCACUCUCUGGGUAGAAUCCCGGGUGGCCAACCGGACGGAGAAAUCCCCCAACGUCACCCUGAACCUCUACAGCUCAGUUAAAUACGACCCUCCCCCAGGAAACAUCAAGGUGUCCAGGUUAGCGGGGCACCUGCACAUGGAGUGGGAGACCCCAGUCCGCCAGGAUGGUGCUGAGGUACAGUUCCGGUACCGGACGCCUGGCAGCCUGUGGAAGCUGGGUGACUGUGGACGUCAAGAUGAUGCUGGCUUCGAGUCAUGCCUCUGCCCCUUGGAGGUGGACGCGGCCCAAGAAUUCCAGCUGCGGCGGCGGCUGGGGCCAGGGGUCCCCGGAGGUCCCUGGAGCAGUUGGAGCAGCCCCGUGUGCAUCCCCCCUGAACCCCCCCCACUAGCUGAGGUGAAGUUGUCAGUGGAGCAGCUCCGCCCGGAUGGGAGGAGGCAAGUGACCUUGCAUGAGCAGCUGGGGCCCAUGGAUGAGUCUAUGCUCACGGGCUGCAUCCUGAUGCCAGCCCACAGGGAUGACGUAUCUGUUCAGGUCCUCACAAACCAUCUCUCACACUCACGACAGCUGCCCCAGCUGGAGCUUCCGGAAGGCUGCCUCGGGCCCGACUCGGGCACGGAGGUGUCCUACCAUGUCCACCUGCAUAUGCUGUCCUGCCCGUGUAAGGCCAAGGCCACGAGGACUCUACGCCUGAGUAAAAAGCUCAUCCUCUCAGGUGCUGCCUAUGACCUGGCUGUCUUUUCCCGGAAUCGCUUUGGCCGCAGCCCCAACCAGACGCGGCACAUUCCUGCCUACACCCACUCAGAACCAGCGGUUCUGAAUAUCAGUACCGGAGCCAACUGGACCACCAUGAGUUGGCCAGCCCGGGCCCAGGGCAUGACGUACUGCAUUGAGUGGCAGCCCCAGGGCCAGAAUAAAAGCCUUCCCACCUGCACCAUGACAACACCCCAGGACCGAGACCCUGCUGGAAUGGCAAGCCAUAGCUGGAACCAAACAUCUGGAGCAAUUUGGCAGAAGGAGUGUUACCACAUCACCAUCUUCGCCUCUGCACAGCCGGAGAAGCCCCAUUUGUGGUCCACGGUCUUGUCCACCUACCACUUUGGAGGCAAUGCCUCAGAGGCCGGGAGCCCACAGCAUGUGUCUGUGAAGAACCUCAGCCAGGAUUCGGUGUCUGUGGACUGGACACCAUCUCUGUUGAGCACCUGCCCCGGCAUCCUGAAGGAGUACGUUGUGAGCUGCCAAGAUGAGGACAGCAACCAAGUAUCUGAGCUGGUCGUGAAGCCCACAGAGACCCAGGUCACCUUGCAAGGGCUGCAGGCUGGCGCAGCCUACAAGGUACAGGUUCGAGCAGACACAGCCAAGUGGCGAGGCACCUGGAGCCAGCCCCUGCACUUCACCAUUGAGGUCCAGGUUUCUGAGUUGUCCGAUUUGUUCAUCUUCCUCGCAUCUUUGGGGAGCUUCCUGAGCAUUCUUCUCCUGGGAAUCUUUGGGUACCUCGGCUUGAACAGGGCUAUAAGGCACCUGUGCCCACCCCUGCCCACACCUUGUGCCAGCAGCGCCAUCGAGUUCUCUGGUAGCCAGGGGAAGCAGGUUUGGCAGUGGACCAGUUCAGCAGACUUCCUGGAGGAGGUGUCCCAGCAAGAAACCCUAGUGGUGGACAGAGCCUGGGACAAAGGCGAGGGAGCUGAUGUGGACACACCUGGGCCUCUCAAGGAGAAGAUGGAGCUGCCUUUGGGUGCCCCUGAGCCAGCCCUGGACACAGAGCUGCCCUUGAAGGACAGGAAACAGGUUCAAGGAUGCCCCGAGGCUGGGGCUCUAGGACCUGGCUGGCAGGACAGUCUGGAGGACAGCCCUGCCCAGGCGGCUAGACUCCCACUGCUCCUGGGAGACCUAAGGCAGACCCCCAAGUUUGGUUCCCAGGGAGAAACAGAAACAUCUGCCUCCUCUUACAGAUAAGAAGACUGAAGAUCGCCAUCACGACAGCUGGUUAUUGAGUGCUUAUUGCAUACCCAGACUGUUCUUUCCAGACACUCAUGUGACGCCCUAAAUCCCCAUAACCGCCUUGAGGUACAUGGCUGUCCAAUUAACCUAUUUCAGUGAGCCUCAGUGAGGUUCAGAGAGGGCGAGUGGAUGGCCUGUGGCCACACAGCACAGGCUGGAGUCUAACCCACACCAAGUGACUCAGAUGCCAUCCCCACUCCCCAGGCUCUGGCACCACUGCCCCGACCGACAUCUACUCUGUCCAGCACAGGUUGCCAAUAUGUCCUGUGGUGGGAACCCUAGAAACCAGCAUGAAACGGAAGCUGCUACACACACAGGGCCAGGGCCUGGCAUCCAAGGGGCAGGGCACUGUCAUUGGCCUGUUGGUGGGGGGACAUGUGGGAUGGACUGGAGGGGGGCCCACCGGGGCUCAGGCUGAUCCCAGGGUCCUGGGCUGAGUGUCCUGUCCCAGAAGCACUGGGUGGGGAAUCUGGGCGCAGAGUUCCCUGCUGCAUUGUAGGGUCUCCAGGCUUGGAGGCUCUAGGUGUGAGGAAAAGAAUGGGGGCUCUAAGCAUUCAGACUCCUCCCCUGUAAAACGGGGGUGAAAAAAUAAAAUAAAAUGAAAAAUAAAAUGGAAACACAGCUGCUGUUGUCACUACGGCCCAUUACAAAGCCUCUGAUCAGUUCUGGAGGUGCUUGGAGAAAUCGAGGGUGCUGGACACGCUGCCCAAGGUAUCGGUAGUCUUAUAUGAAGAACCAGAGAAACCUAAUAGUGCUUUGGAUUCUUUAAAGCAUCACUUAGAAACUGCUUCGCCUAGAACUGGCAGAAAUGAAAGAGACAUAUGAAGCUAUUGUAAAAGAAAAUAAAAACUGAAAACAAAGGAGAAAGUUCAGUAAACUUAUGGUGGAGAGGAAGAAACUACCUUACUAUAAGCCGCAACAUCUUUGGGAAGAUACAGAUGAUUACAUAUCAAGUAUUCAUGCAGUGCAAUCAUGAAUGGGAGUUAAAUUUUAGUUUCCCAGUAAUUUUAAAGGUUUAUAUACCAAGAGCUUUCAUUAGGUUUGAUUGUAUUAAAUAUUAAAAAUCACUGCGUGGUGUAAAAAAGAGAGGAUUUUAAUAUAAACUUACUCAUUUAGUAAUUAAAUUGAAUAUGAGUUAACUUGCUGCUAUUAAGGUUUUUUUACCCAAUUUAGAAUAAAAUUCACCUAAACUCCAAAAAGAACAAUAAACAAAUAACUCCAAAAACAAAUAAAUAAGCCAAUAAGUUAACGAAUAAAAUGGAGGUGGUGAUAAUGUUGACCUCGCAGAGCUGCUUCGGGGCGGGGUGUCAGAGGCUUAAUAAAUCAGUAUCUUUUUCCUAACUAAAGCCUGAAUGUCCUGCUCAGAAUCCCCCAAUAGGAGCCUGAGAAUUUUAUUCAUUCCACGCAUUUAUUAAUCUCUCCCUCUGGGUGCCCCCAGGAUAACCCAGUCUGGGGGGGACACAGCUGAAUGAUCACUUGGAACUCUGCAAAGUUAGGACUGGGAGGCGGGGAUGGAUGUGCCGGACACCGCCCAAGGGGUACUGGGGCUGAGUCCCCUAAUAACAGGAGUUUUGGUUGUCCCCCAGCCCCGCCCCUCUGCUCAGGACUCAGGCCGGGGCCUGGGGUUCUUCCCUGGUCCUAACACCCAAUUGGGCAGCAGGACCAGGGGCCCCCAGGCGCACCCUGAAUCCGCCCGCUUCCUGUACUCUCCCCACGCGACCUCCCCUCAUUGUGAAACGAGUUGGCUCAGAUUCCCCGCAUGGCCACCAGGUGGCAGCAGCAGCGCGUGCCUCCCAGGCCUGCUCCGCCCAGC